Molecule: messenger RNA, 962 nt
Organism: Vitis vinifera (wine grape)
Lineage: Eukaryota; Viridiplantae; Streptophyta; Magnoliopsida; Vitales; Vitaceae
Exons: 3
Coding region: 9-773 (254 amino acids)
Source: RefSeq, a predicted model, not a curated record
UUCAUAUAAUGCAUCCAUCAAUGGCUGCUUCCUCAGCCCUCCUCAAACUCCCCUUUCUCUGUUCAUCUUCAUCCUCAUCCUCGUCAUUUCCUCACAUUUCUCCCUACACUUCUUCUCCUUUCUCACCGUUUCCCAACCCCAAGACUCAACCAAACUUGUUGAAGCACACCUCUACUUUCCACCUCCUUCCCAUAUCAUAUCGAUUCUCUGCUGUAGAGGACGAGAAUGAGGAUGAAUGCAACUUUGAUGAUGCGGUCGCCCUCUUCAAUAGCAGGGACUACUACAGAUGCCAUGACUUCCUGGAGGAGAUUUGGAACAGAGCUGAGGAUCCUGUGAGGACCUUAGUCCACGGAAUUCUGCAGUGUGCUGUAGGACUUCAUCACCUGUUCAACCAGAACCAUAGAGGGGCUAUGAUGGAACUGGGAGAGGGCCUGUGUAAGCUAAGGAAGAUGAACUUUGAGACUGGACCCUUUCUUCAGUUUGAGCAGGAGAUUUCUGCAGUUCUGGAGUUCAUUUAUCAAACUCAGCUGGAACUGGCUGCUUGUACUGAUGAUUUCUGCAUAGCAAUGGAUCAAUCAGAGAGAUCAUACCAACUUCUUGGAGGCUAUGGCGCCGGACAGCGUCUGUACCACUUGGAGGGCGACCCAAAUGAAAUUGUGUACAUUGUGUUCUCCCCUGAGAGGUCUCAAGGCACUGGUGAGACACCAAGAAGGGUAAAACUUCCAAUCCUUAAUGCAACUGAAGAAUAUCUCAUGGCCUCUGGUUAUAACUGACUGUCUAAAGCAACCAUUUUGUAUUUUUUUUUGGGGGUGGGGUUUCUUUUUACCCCAUAUACUUCUGUCUUAUACCAUUCUCUACUUGGGGUUUUAAGCUUUCAUGUAUAGACACAAGUACAACAAAAAUUAUGGCUAUCAAGUAGAUACAGCCCUUUAAGCAAAAUAAUCAGAAAAUCUUUCAAGAAA